Messenger RNA from Patella vulgata (common limpet), 840 nucleotides. RefSeq names its product calmodulin-alpha-like. Lineage: Eukaryota; Metazoa; Mollusca; Gastropoda; Patellidae. The record is from RefSeq and is a predicted model, not a curated record. Bases 1 to 837 code for a protein of 278 amino acids. Gene Ontology annotation, molecular function: enzyme regulator activity; calcium ion binding. The transcript is spliced from 2 exons.
AUGGCUGAUCAACUGAAUGAAGAACAAAUUGCUGAAUUUAAAGAAGCUUUCAGUUUAUUUGAUAAAGACGGAGAUGGCACCGUAACUACCAAAGAAUUGGGAACUGUUAUGAGAUCUCUGGGACAAAAUCCAACAGAAGCAGAACUACAAGACAUGAUUAACGAAGUUGAUGCUGACGGUAAUGGAACGAUCGACUUUCCUGAAUUUUUGACCAUGAUGGCUUCCAAAAUGAAAGACACAGACAGUGAAGAAGAAAUUCGCGAAGCUUUUCGUGUUUUUGAUAAAGAUGGAAAUGGAUUUAUCAGUGCUGCUGAAUUACGACAUGUUAUGACAAAUCUUGGUGAAAAAUUAACAGACGAGGAAGUAGAUGAAAUGAUUAGAGAGGCUGAUAUUGAUGGUGAUGGACAAGUCAAUUAUGAAGAAUUUAAAGAAGCUUUCAGUUUAUUUGAUAAAGACGGGGAUGGCACCGUAACAACCAAAGAAUUGGGAACUGUUAUGAGAUCUCUGGGACAAAAUCCAACAGAAGCAGAACUACAAGACAUGAUUAACGAAGUUGAUGCUGACGGUAAUGGAACGAUCGACUUCCCUGAAUUUUUGACCAUGAUGGCUUCCAAGAUGAAAGACACGGACAGUGAAGAAGAAAUUCGUGAAGCUUUUCGUGUUUUUGAUAAAGAUGGAAAUGGAUUUAUCAGUGCUGCUGAAUUACGACAUGUUAUGACAAAUCUUGGUGAAAAAUUAACAGACGAGGAAGUAGAUGAAAUGAUUAGAGAGGCUGAUAUUGAUGGUGAUGGACAAGUCAAUUAUGAAGAAUUUGGAAAAAUGAUGACCAACAGAUAAACA